Molecule: messenger RNA, 4047 nt
Organism: Cydia pomonella (codling moth)
Lineage: Eukaryota; Metazoa; Arthropoda; Insecta; Lepidoptera; Tortricidae
Product: acyl-CoA Delta(11) desaturase-like
Exons: 1
Coding region: 332-1318 (328 amino acids)
Biological process (GO): unsaturated fatty acid biosynthetic process
Cellular component (GO): endoplasmic reticulum membrane
Molecular function (GO): iron ion binding; stearoyl-CoA 9-desaturase activity
Source: RefSeq, a predicted model, not a curated record
UUGGAUAUGUCAGUGUCAAAAGUGACGUUUUUGUUUGAAUCAGGCCGAUCAUAUAGACUGCCUCGCUGCUAUACCCCUAAGACCUACUGGGCCUUAGAGCAAAUCUGCCACUGUACUUUUGGAAUGUUGGCUAGUCAAGAUGUUUGUGUACUCGACUGUACAUGGCAAUGUAUUGAAAACACUGGUAUCAGUAGGGGUAACCUCUGUAACCUUUUCCUUUAUAAAUAUACGCUCGCUGGAAAUCGGGUUCAGUUUCGUCCGGUGAAGCAAACUCGGUCGCCGCCGGUGCGCGAAUACUUUCGACACAAAAAAUCGGGUUCGCGUUUCGACGAUGGAUACCCGAAACAACGUCACUUUAUGUGACUCGCACAAAUUCAAACUCGUUAAACUCAAUGUAGUCAAGUUUGCGUAUAUGCACCUAGCUGCAUUGUAUGGAGCCUAUUUAUGUUUUACAUCCGCAAAAUGGGCGACAAUAAUAUGGGCGUUCUUAUUGCUUGAAGGAGCAAAACUUGGAAUAACGGCUGGAGCACACAGACUUUGGUGUCACAGAGCAUACAAGGCCAAAAUGCCACUGCAGAUUAUCCUCUUGAUUUUAAAUAGCAUCGCGUUUAUGAAUACAGCCAUUUAUUGGGUGAGAGACCAUCGUAUACAUCACAAGUAUACCGACACGGAUGCUGACCCUCACAACUCAAGACGUGGCUUCUUCUUUUCGCAAAUAGGAUGGUUGUUCGUUCGAAAACACCCACAGGUCAUGGAAAAAGGAAAAACAAUUUACAUGGAAGACAUUUACAGUAACAAACUAUUAGUGUUCCAAAGAAAAUAUGCCAUUAUUGUCAUCGGACUGUGGGCGUAUGUUAUACCAACAGUUGUCCCGAUGUAUUUUUGGAAUGAAAGUUUGAACAACUCUUGGCAUAUUUGUACGAUGCUUCGUCACGUUCUCACCAUCAACCUCAUUUUCCUGGUCAACAGCAUCGGGCAUAAAUGGGGAAAUCGACCAUUUGAUAAGAGUAUUAGACCUGUCGAGAAUGUUGCUGUUUCAAUUUUGUCUACGGGAGAGUGUUUCCACAACUACCACCACGUGUUUCCCUUUGACUACAAAGCGUCGGAACUCGGAGACACCAUGUUUAAUGCUGCUACCAUAUUCAUCAAUUUCUUUGCCUGGCUUGGUUGGGCUUAUGACUUGAAAAUAAUUCCGGAUAAGAUGAUUAUUGCGAGAUCGCAAAGAACUGGCGAUGGGAAGAACCUAUGGGGAUGGGGAGAUAAAGACCAAACCGAAGAAGAAACCAAGAAUGUAGAACUGUUAUAUUGUAAAAAUUAGAUAUUGCCAGGUACCAGAUAUUCAACUAAAUUUUAAUUUUGCUAAAAUGCUCUUUUCCACAAACUAUGGGGUCGAAAAAACCAAUUUAGUUAUCCUUCAUCGUUUCUCGAACUUUUUUAACUCUAUAAGGUAACCUUAUUACUUAUAGCUAAAACGAUUUUACCAAAAUUAAUAAAAUAAGGACUCGAUUCAGUAUGUAUAUAUUUACAGGUGAUAUGCCAAACUUUAGAGAAAGAGAGUUUUUUUUAGUUCACUAAAAAUGAGCCUAAAAACAAACGUUAUUAGAUUUUCUUAAAAUUAAGCAUAUUUAUAGCAGGAUCGCUAGAGGUUUAUAUUAUUAUGUAUGUGAAUGUUCAAUUUGUUUCUAAAUGCAGACUUACAGGUUUUCAUAUUAAGAAUAUUUGUUUGUUUUUUUUUUUCUUAUUUGACAAAUCUUUAUUUAUCUUUGUUUGUUCAUUAGGUAUACCUCCUGAACAAACAGAGAUAAAUAAAGUGCUCUCUGUUACAUACAUUACGCUAGGUCCUUUGGGCGUAACCCGUUCUAUUUUUACAAAGUUCUUGUUAGUAUUUCUUAAACACUGUUUGAAUUUUCGUUGUGUGAAACAAACGUCUGAAUGUAUUUUACUUCUUAAGAUCUUUCUUACGAAAAUGCAUGUUGAGUAGAUGUAACUUAAAUUCACACACUCGUCUAACUUAAAUUGAAAAGUUGUACUUUAUUGCAUAGAAAUUGAGUGUUCAUUUUAUAGUCAUAUGUAAAUAGUGGCUUAAUGGAAUUAUUUUGAGAUAUUUGUUAUUUUUGUAGAUUGGUUUUCGCAACAUCCAUUUCUCGAUUAAAUAAUAUAUGUAUAUGUAUAGGUAAAGAACGGACGCUUUCCAUAUAGAUGUUCGUGCAUUAACCCGCAUGUUGCUAACUACAUUGCUUGAUAGAUAUAUUGCUGUCCCGCCCAUAAUGCUAAUUGUCAAUGUCUUUGUGCGUACUUGAAAGUAAUAUAAUUAUGCGCAUGCAAUAGAGAAAGCAACAGAAGGGGCUAUGUACGGAAAUCUAUAUGGAAAGCGUCUCUGCUUUAGAAGUUGACAUACGAUGCAAUAUACAAAAGAACGACUCAUUUCGUUGAACCCAGACAUCGAAACCCUAAAACGGUUGAAACCUAUCUUUUGACGAUCAAUACCUAUAGCUAUGUAAAUUAAUUUUAGAAACAAAGACAACAAUGAAUUUAUUUGCAUUUGGACGUUUAAUAUAUUUAGGUUAAUGAAAAUCUAGCUUGCCACAGUACUUAUAUAAAUAUUUAUUUAGCUCUGUGACAGAUAUGGCUAAUUUCCAUUGUUUAGAUAUUGUAUUCAAAAUCGUUUUGUAUAGGGUGCAAUAGGUUCAAUUAGCUAAGUUUUUGAAUAAUCGUUUAGAUUCAUUGACAUAUAUCUAAAGACAGGCCUUACGGGCACUAAGAAUGGUGCUAGUUCAGUUUCGAAUUCGAGCCAAUCGUGCAGUCUAACGGAACUAGUUGCGACCAAUCGCGCGCGUGAUGCGAUCUUAACAACCAAUCGCGUUGUGGCGUUAGACUUAGAUAUAUGUCCAUGUUUACAUUACAAUACGGUCGUUAAAAAAAUAAUAUAAUACCUAAGCAAUCUUGAGGCCUUACUGCAUUACUAAAUUUCAUCGAUUCGAAACCCGAUUUUUUUGACUUCGCUCGAUUGAAAAAAAACACGAACAAAGGUCUAAAAUUCACUUUUAAAAAAUGCACAAAAGAUAAAAAUACGAAAAUGGCUUCUAAAACUGUGCAAUUUUAUUUUUAUUUCAACUUGUCCUAUCCUUUUUUUAAACUUAAAAAAAAUUAUAUUCGCGUUCCGCAGCCAUCUAUCUUUUUCACGCUUAUUAUAAUAUAAUUAUUUGUAAUAUUACAUACAAGCAAAACAUUUUAUAUUAGUUUUGUAUUUUAUAUUUUAGCAUAAGAUUUUUUCAUCAGAUGUAAAAAAAAAGUUAAAAUGUGUUAAUAUCUAGAGAGGAAAAUGAGGACUACGUUUGUAUGAAAAAGCGGUCAUCCCCUUUCCUCUUAACAUUCUAACUUGCCUUUAAAAAUGUUGUAGUUGUUAAGAAGGUUCCUUACUAAUUAUCUAUCUGGGGAUCUUGAUCUUUACUCUUUUCGAAAAUUUUGUAUGUAUUAUAUCUUAUUAAUUAACUUACUUUAAAAAGUCAUCUAAUAUAUUCCAAUACUAAUUGUAUUUCAGUAUAAAUUUUGUUACUGUUAAUGGUAGGGGAGCCCAAGAAGGUAUUUUUUGUAGUUACUCGUGCGUGUCAGAUUGAGAUAUGAGUGAUAUUUGGCUACCUUAUUUGGUUUCGAAAAUCGUUAAGUAUAUUGUGGAUUUGGUCAUUUUGGUCCAAGUUAAUGGUAUAAUACGUGCUUAUUACUUAAUCUGACAAUUAUUUGUACGCAUUUACUUACUGAAAUAAAAAACCUUAUAUAACCUUUUAUUCUUCCUAUCAUCUGAUCCAAUAAGUCUCUACGACGCUUGAGUAACAAACAAUUUAGCAUACGCCGGCUACCAUAAGAAAGUUCUCUACCAAAUUAUCCACGUAACAAUUUUCUAUUUAUUAUUACAAAACAACUUUUAAAAAAAAAUUAAGUUAGAAUUAAUGUAAAAACAUUCAAUUAUAAUUGUAUUUAAUAUAAAAUAAAAAAAACACUUUUCAUUUAAUUAAUGUUUCAUUAAAGCUCUAUGAUAUAAUUAUUCAA